Messenger RNA from Diprion similis, 2310 nucleotides. RefSeq names its product actin-related protein 5 (gene Arp5). Gene Ontology annotation, cellular component: Ino80 complex; cytoplasm. The coding region runs from base 137 to 2158 and encodes 673 amino acids. Gene Ontology annotation, biological process: regulation of DNA-templated transcription. The record is from RefSeq and is a predicted model, not a curated record. NCBI's taxonomy places the organism in Eukaryota, Metazoa, Arthropoda, Insecta, Hymenoptera, Diprionidae. The transcript has 7 exons.
AGUGAGAACUGAUCUUGAGCAAACAUGCGCGUCGCGCAAAGGAUUGGGUCUUAGAUUAAAUUUUUCGGAAUAUUGUUUCCGUUUCUCCGCCUGCCGCAUCAGGGAACAAAUAAAUAGACAAUUCAAUUGAGAGACAAUGGAAAUAUUGGAAUUGAAAGAUGUGAAGACCGUACCUGAUCUAGUUUACGAAUAUUCGGCGAAAGUAAAGAACGAUUCAACGCCACUGAUCAUAGACAAUGGUUCGUACAAUUGCCGAGUUGGCUGGGCAACAGAAAAGGAACCACAGUUGAUCUUCAAAAAUUUAAUAGCGAAACCGCGCAAGGAACGUGGUAAAAAAGAUGGUGAAUUGCAAGUGGGCAAUGACAUAGUAAAUAUUGAAGCAGUUCGUUUUCAACUGAAAACCCAAUUCGAUCGUAACAUCGUAACACAUUUUGAGGCACAGGAGCAGAUAUUUGACUACACAUUUACUCACAUGGGAAUUGAUACCGAAGGUUCUGUGGAACAUCCAAUUGUCCUCACCGAAGCCUUUCUAAAUCCCAAUUACUCGAGAAAUUUGAUGGCAGAGCUUUUAUUCGAAUGCUAUGGAGUACCUGCUAUAUCCUAUGGAGUUGAUUGUCUCUUUUCGUAUCACCAUAAUAACUGUCCACCAGAUGGUCUAAUCGUCAGUAUUGGCUAUCACACGACUCACAUCAUUCCAGUACUUGAUGGAAAAGUCGAUCCUAUUAAAGCGAGGAGAAUCAACAUUGGUGGUUAUCAUAUCACUUCUUACAUGCACAGAUUACUUCAACUCAAGUACCCGGUGCAUGUCAAUGCAAUAACGCCAAGCAGAGCAGAAGAGCUUAUUCGUGACCACUCAGUAAUUGCUUUGGCAUAUCAAGAGGAAAUAUCAAAAUGGGCAGAGCCAGAUUAUUAUGACAUGAAUGUACUCAGAGUACAAUUACCAUAUGUGGCUCCAACGAGCACACCUGGUCUAACUGUAGAACAGCAAAAAGAAAGGAAACGAGAACUUGCUCGACGAUUGAUGGAAAUCAAUGCUCGCAAACGGGAGGAAAGGUUAGCUGAGGAUGAGGAACAGCUGAACCAGCUAAUGGCUGUUCAAGAUCUCCUUGAAGAAGGGGAAACUGAUGAAUUUGAAGAAGCACUAAAAUCGUAUUCUCUAUCGAAUGAAGCUGAUUUGAGUAAAAUGAUAAAUAACUUACAGGCUAAAGUUGAAAGAACUAGACAGAAAAUAGUAGCAGCUAACUCUCAUGAAGAAAAUAUUGUCAUUGAAGAGCCAAAGCCAAAAGUAAAAUCAAUUCUUCAACCCAAAGAUCAGCAAGAUUUUGAUGAAUGGAUCACUGGUGUUAGAAAGAAAAGGCAAGAUAUAUUAGACAAACGACUCGCUAAACGACAGCGAAGGCAAGAUAUGGCAAAACGAAGGACCGCUGCGGCACAAGAAAGAAUGAGAAUAAUUAGUCAGUUAGCAAGGAAGGAGAAACGUGAUGACGAUUUUGGUAUGAGGGAUGAAGACUGGGAUGUAUACAAAGCCAUUAAUCGAGAAGGAGGCGAUUCUGACUCCGAGUUGGAACAGGAAAAACUUCUUGAACUCGAAGAUGUCCUGAGACACCACGACCCCGAGUUUGAUGGUGCCGGGUCUUCUAUCCCGUUGGUACCUGGAGAGACACAUCAGCUUCACAUUGGUGUGGAGCGAUUGAGAGCUCCAGAACUAUUGUUCCAGCCAUCCAUGAUUGGAUCUGUAGAGGCUGGUAUAGCCGAAACUAUUGAAUUUGUCCUGAGAAAUUAUUCAGAAGAAAAACAGAAAUUUUUGGUUGCUAAUAUAUUCCUCACUGGAGGAUCAGCAACUUUUCCAGGUCUUCUUGAAAGAUUGAAGCGAGAAUUGAGAGAGAUCAGGCCUUUCAAGUCUAGUUUUCAAGUAAACAUAGCAAAGAAUACUAGCUUAGAUGCGUGGUAUGGUGCAAGGGAUUUUUCAUUAAAUGGUAACCUUUCUGAGUAUUUGGUGAACCGUAAAGAUUACGAUGAAAAGGGAGGUGAGUACUUGAAAGAGCACUCUGCAAGUAAUACAUACACUCGGUCACCUGAUCCUCUUCCAAUUCAAAUUCCACCAAUUGCUGGGCAGAUUGUCGUAGAAGAAGCUAUAGUCGAUGUUGAGAUGGAAUGAGAGGGACCCUUAUAAAUCUGUUACACAUUAGUAAUUAAAAGACACAACUGAAAUUGUAGUUUGCAAUUCGAAGUGAACUUUCACAGGAAGUGUGUUAUUUAUACUUUUGUGAUUUUAAAUUUGAACUAUUUAAUAAAAAAAACCAUGUUCAA